CAGCUCCGCGCCACUGCGUUCCUGCGUCGCGGCGCAUGGGAACUACGCCAGGGUCAAUGUGGCCGGUCUGCAGUCGCUCUACUGAUACUGUUUGGACUGGGGAUUUUAAUGUUGGGUCUCUGUGUCUCUCCCCCGUCCGAAAUGGCCGCACUGGCUUCAACUCUGUCGUCAAACCUCCGGGUGAAGCUCCAAGCCAGCGGUGACGCGAACGCUUUACGGUGGGGCACUGGCAGUGACGUUGUAAUCCUGAAGGGUCAAAGGUUGCAGCGAAUUCCUCCUCCUCGAUACCCCAAUGGAGUCAAUAACACGUUCCAGUGCGACCUGCCGUCGCUGCGGUUCCAGUGCGACCUGGACAGCGACAAAGGCUGCAAAGCUUACCCGCAAUUGUUUCCGUCUGUGGCUCUGUUUGACAAUUGGAAACCUGAAAGCACGGCUCAAGUGCCUGCCUCCAUCUUCGACAGCAUUUGCCACUUUAACGUCUCCGAUCCGUAUGAAUUUCGGUUGGCUCAGAUGUUUCGAGAGAUGGAGGUGCCGUUUGUUGCGUAUGAUAUUCCAGAGCUCACGUCAGCUGCGGAGCGCUGGACGGAUGAGUAUUUAACGGAGAAGCUCAAUCCGACGGCGUCGUACAAGGUGCACGUGGCGAACGAUAGUCACUUUAUGUAUUACCUCAAAAGCAAGCAACUUACUGGCGAGAAGGACACCUCCUCCUAG
Messenger RNA from Phytophthora infestans T30-4, 711 nucleotides. RefSeq lists its product as uncharacterized. The record is from RefSeq and is a predicted model, not a curated record. Lineage: Eukaryota; Oomycota; Peronosporomycetes; Peronosporales; Peronosporaceae. The transcript is spliced from 3 exons. The coding region runs from base 142 to 711 and encodes 189 amino acids.